UGAAUCUAUGCACCGACUCUCCAUCCUAUUUCCUUUCUCCUUUUUUUAUCUCUUGAUUUUGCAUUAUCCUUUUUAUUUUCCCCAUUCUUUCCUUUUUUGCCCCCCAAUUAACUGAGCAGGCCUCCUUCUUUUCUCUCUCCUAUAAAAACAUAACCAACCCCUAAAAGUUUAUUUUUUUUAGAAGAAGAUCCAAAAUAGAAAUGGGAACUGGGUGGAGAAAAGCAUUCUGCUCAACCAUCCCAAAAGAUAGAGAAAAAGAAAGACCAACUCAUCGCCACCACAACAACCACCGUGAACUGGUGGAUGUACUUCCAAUUCCCACUCCUACUCCUACUCCUACUCCUAAAACUAGGUCUAAAUUAAGCUUGUUUUCAAGUAUCAGUAACCCUUCAACUCCUAAAACUAGGUCUAAAUUAAGCUUGUUUUCAAGUAUCAGUAACCCUUCAACCCCUAGAUUACGCGUCCGCACCACAACAACCACCGUUGAUAACACCACAACCACAACCACCACCACCACCCCUACCCUAACCCCCAACAGUAGUGGUAAACUCGAAUGCAAGUUGGGGUCUAACCCUUCUUCUCCUCGCUCUCCUUUCGCCAUUCUUAGAAACACACUCCGUCUAACGAAGAAUGGAUGUGGGCUAUGUAUGCAGAGUGUAAAGACAGGGAAAGGGAUGGCGAUUUACACGGCGGAAUGCUCACACACAUUCCAUUUCCCAUGUAUAGCUGCUCAUGUGAGGAAGCAAGGGUGCUUGAUCUGUCCAGUGUGCAAUGUCACAUGGAAAGAUGUCCCUCUUCUUUCGUUACACAACAACAACAACAACAACAACAACCCGGCCGAAGCCGAUGCCGAUGAGAUCAUUGAAAAGAAAACCAUCAUUUCCACAACCACCCAUCCUGCUGCCAUGAGCGCUCCUGCUACACCUACUGGGAGUGCCAGGAUCCACUUUGAGGACAAGAGACUUGUUAAAAGAUCGCCUUACAAUGACGAUGAGCCGCUUCUCUCUCCUCGUUUUGAUCCCAUUCCAGAGGCUGAAGGAGAAGAUGCAGAUGAUACUGAGGAAUUCCAAGGUUUUUUCGUUGCCUCAAAGAAACCGGCUACUACUAGCACUACCACCACCAGUAAGUCUUCAGUGGAUCCCUACAACUCGGUUAAUGUUAAAAAACCACCACCACACGUGGAGGUGAAGCUAUUGCCGGAGGCGGCGGUUGUUUCAGGUAGUCGGACUCACGAGACGUACGCGGUGGCGUUGCGUGUGAAAGCACCUCCAACCCCGGAGGCGAUUCUAUCUCCAACCCACCGCGCACCAAUUGACCUCGUCACAGUCCUUGAUGUUAGUGGUAGUAUGACAGGACCCAAGUUGUUAAUGUUAAAACGAGCCAUGAGGUUGGUCAUAUCUUCUCUGAGCUCCGCCGACCGUUUAGCGAUUGUGGCCUUUUCCUCCGCCCCGCAGCGGUUGUUGCCACUCCGUAGGAUGACUUCUCAAGGGCAGAAAUCGGCGCGAAAAAUCAUUGACCACCUAAGUUGCGGCCAAGGGACUUCCGUUGGAGAGGCACUUACAAAAGCCGCUAAAGUGUUAGAAGACCGGAGACAGAAAAACCCGGUUUGCACUAUCAUUCUUUUAUCUGAUGGUCAAGAUGAUCUCCCUACUUCAAACCAACGGCAACGGCAACGGCAGAGAGCAUCCAAGAUGUCAUCCACCCAGUUUGCCCAUAUUGAGAUCCCGGUCCAUCCUUCCGGGUUCGGGUUUCGAACUCCGGAGACAAAACAAGACGCUUUUGCCAAAUGCGUCGGAGGUUUGUUAAGUGUUGUGGUUCAAGAUUUACGGGUUCAACUCGGGUUUGCCUCCGGUUCGGCUUCUGCUGAAAUAAUGGCGGUUUAUUCUUGCAACGGUCGACCGAGUUUAAUGAGCUCUGAUUCGGCUCGGCUUGGAGACUUGUACGCCGAAGAGGAGAGAGAAUUGUUGAUAGAAGUGAAGGUACCAAUGUCAGCAAGUGGGGCCCACCAUGUGAUGUCUGUUCGUUGUAGUUACAAAGAUCCGGUAACUAAAGAGGUGAUGUAUGGGAGGGAGAGGGCCCUACUAGUGCCACGGCCCCACGCGAUCAGAUCAUCUGACCCAAGAAUCGAACGGCUACGAAACCUCUUUAUAUACACUCGAGCCGUAGCCGAGUCAAGACGGUUGGUUGAGCACUACGACUUCAGUAGUGCUCACCACCUACUCUCAUCGGCUCGAGCCUUGAUUUUACAAUCCUCGGCUAAUGGGUUAACCUCAGCCGAGGAGUAUGCAAAAGGGUUAGAGUGUGAGUUAGGGCAUGUACAUUGGAGGAAGCAAUAUCAAGUACAAAAGGAGCAAGAAGCUGCUAACGUGGUCCAGCAUAUGGUGGAUGAAAAUGGGGACCCACUUACACCAAAGUCGGCUUGGAGAACGGCUGAGCAGCUUGCUAAGGUGGCUAAAAUGAAGAAGUCGUUAAACCGGUCCGUUAGUGAUUUACUCGGCUUCGAAAAUGCUCGGUUUUGAAUUAAUUUUUUUGAAGUGAAGGAGAAAAUCGAGUGAAUUUAAAUGGAAAGAGAAAAAAAGAAAAAGAAAAAGAAAAAGGGGGUGGCGGGAUUCGUGAACACGUCAACACAUGAUGAGAGAGACAAAAGGAAGUACCCGACGGCGCGGGCCUUUUUUCAACAGAAAGAGAUGAAGGCCCACAUUUGUGUGAUGGAUUUUGGGCUUUUUAAAGAGGGGGACCUUUUCCUUGUCUCUUUUGUUUUUUCUUUUUAAAUGUUUUUGGAAUUUCUAAGGUUUUAGAAGAAAGAAAAAAAUAAUCCAAUUGUAAUGAAGCUCAUUAAUUUUUACUCAUGAAAAAGAGAUAGUUGUAAAUGCAAUGAUGGAAACCUUUUUUUGAGUAA
This is a messenger RNA of Spinacia oleracea (spinach), 2899 nucleotides long. Its product is annotated as E3 ubiquitin-protein ligase WAV3. The transcript is spliced from 2 exons. The record is from RefSeq and is a predicted model, not a curated record. The coding region runs from base 201 to 2519 and encodes 772 amino acids. Lineage: Eukaryota; Viridiplantae; Streptophyta; Magnoliopsida; Caryophyllales; Amaranthaceae.